Molecule: messenger RNA, 2281 nt
Organism: Portunus trituberculatus (swimming crab)
Lineage: Eukaryota; Metazoa; Arthropoda; Malacostraca; Decapoda; Portunidae
Product: putative nuclease HARBI1
Exons: 4
Coding region: 534-1061 (175 amino acids)
Source: RefSeq, a predicted model, not a curated record
UAUAAACGACAUGCCAGAGGGAGUGAACAGCUACAUAAAUCUGUUUGCUGAUGAUGUGAAACUGUGCUGAGUCAAUAAACAAAAAGAGGGUUGUGAAAUACUACAGGAAGACUUACGCCCCAUUUCUUAAACAGUGUAAUCCUGGGAUACCAUGUAGUAAGUUAGGUGGACACACAGAAUCCGAUUUCUUAAAAGAAUCUGACCCGGUUCUGUACCUGGCUAGGAUCCCACAAUAUUGGAACAUUCGGGUGUUGACCCAGCACACAACGUCGGGCAAGGAUACCCACCCGAAAGAGAAAAACGAAAUGUAAGAAAUGUAUUCAUGAUGUAUAAAAUCACUUCAGAGUAAACAAUAUAUAUGUUAUUUUUCUGAAUUUUGUUAGUAUUUCUCUAUUCUUUAAAAGCAGUAACCCUAUAAUCACUAAUAAAAUGUUUUAAGACAACAUGCAUGGUCGCGCUGGGAUUGUGGCGCGUCACAAGCAAAACAAACUUCAUCUGCUGAGCUGCACCAAGCUGGGAAUUACUUCGUAAUAAUGGCCUUAGAACUUUUCUGUGGCAUUGUUAAUCUCCUACAAGAACUUGACUAUGAGGAAAUAGAAGAAAUUCGGCGCUUGAGAUUACCACGUACAGUACUACGGGAUCGCAGUAACCCAAUGGUAUACCUCACGGAAGAGGAAUUCAUCCAAAGGUAUCGACUAUCAAAGGAUGGCGUAAGGGAUGUGCUUGAAGAGAUCACACCCUACUUGGGAAGAAUACGAGAUGGAAGAGGAAUUAGUGUGCCGCAGUACCUGCAGCUUCUUGUGUCGCUUCGCUAUAUGGCGACAGGAAACUUCCAAAUCACGCUCUCAGAUUGUGCAGAGAUGUCGGCAGCAUCCAUUUGCAGAUUUAUGAGGUGUAUUGCAACAGCAAUUGCCUCAACUGCCCCACGCCACAUACACUUCCCUGAUCAUCAAGAGACUUAUGCCAUUGUCAAUGAAUUCUACAGGAUUGCUCAACUACCUGGAGUAAUUGGCUGUGUUGAUGGAACUCAGAUAAAAAUCAAAAGUCCAGGGGGGGGAUGAUCCUGCACAUUACCGCUGUAGGAAGGGAUUUAUGCCCCUGAAUGUACAGGGUGCAUGUGAUGCAAAAUUAAGGUUUACAAAUAUUGUAUGUAGUUGGCCUGGCUUCACACAUGAUGCAAGAAUGUUUGAAAAUUCCAGAAUUUACACAAAGCUUGAACAGGGAGGAUAUUCUGGGCAUCUGUUGGGUGACAGUGCAUACCCAUGUACUCCUUUUAUACUAACUCCAAUACUAAAUCCUAGAAAUGAAAAAGAAGAGAGAUACAACGCAGCACACAUUAGAACUAGGAAUACUAUAGAAAGGGCUUCUGGUGUGUGGAAGAGAAGAUUUGGAAUCCUAAGUAUUCAAAUGUAGACCAAGCUUGGUACCACAAAGCUUAUUAUCAUGGCAUGUGCUAUAUUGCAUAAUAUUGCUAUUUCAAGGCGGUAUCCACUUGUAGAUAAGCCAUGCUGCCCAGAAGGCAAUGAUGUUAAUGAGGUUAGACAUGCUGCUGCUGCUGCUGACGAUGAAGAUGAUGAUGAUAUAAAUGGUGGUGAAAUGGAAGUUGAUGGUGCUUAGGGGGGUGCUAACAAGAGACGGUUGCUUAUCGAAAGGUGGUUUUAGGUCAGGGGUGGCAGGGAAUGGCUGUUGGAUUUAACAUUCUGAGUAGACAUAUCUGAUAUGUUGAAUGAACUGAAAUUAGAUUUGCAAGGAAAACAUAUAACUAUAGUUGACAUGAUUAGUGAUGUGACAUCAAGCAGAAACUAAAACUAGUGUCUUCACAGCUACAGCAACGUGCACUGAGAAAUUUCAGAAAUAUGAUAUCAGAACUGGAAAAUGAAGGUAAACAAUGUGAUCAGUUUAACAGUGGUCGCUAUACUGAACAGGUACAAUAUCUCGCCUCAGAUUUUGACGGGUUUUCAAGAUAGAGCAGCAAUGGAACCUGUUGCAACAUAUAUGUAUCAUACACAAUCUUACCCUUCCUACCCAUAUUCUUACCUAAUACUUAUAGGGAGAACUCUACCAGUUUGUGCUAUUUCACAAUAGUUUAUGAUCUUUUAUUGAUAAACUUUCCAUCUCUGUUCUUUCAAUGUAUAUUUAUGUGUAUAAUUUCUAAGUGGAAGAUGACAUAUACAGAGAAAUGUACACCUCAAUGGGCAAUGUAAUGUUUUUAUGUUUGGUUGUGUUGUGGAGAUACAAUUAAAAUGUACAAGUAUAAAAUAAAAUAACAAUGCUACACUUC